Molecule: messenger RNA, 1992 nt
Organism: Lachancea sp. 'fantastica'
Lineage: Eukaryota; Fungi; Ascomycota; Saccharomycetes; Saccharomycetales; Saccharomycetaceae
Source: the annotation of a GenBank genome assembly
AUGUUGAGAAAUGCCCAUGACGAUGAGGUGAAUCUAAAUCGUGGCCCAGAUAGACCUUUCUUGGGCAUUGACAUACACGAAAAAUUGUUGGCAGUCAAAAUGAAAGGCUCGGAUUAUGCAUUAGCUGCACUUUUGGCCGUCUCCUUCGUUCUUCGUCGGAUAAGAAAGGGCGAUCUGGUGAAAGAGUCACGUUCUUCAGAACUUGACCUCCUAGAGGCAAUCAGUCACUACAAUUCCGGCGAUUUUUACAUCAAUUCGUUCCCUCCCUUGCUUGUGCAAGUGCUGUCUUUUUCAUUCAAGCUUGCGGGAACUCCCUCUCUGGAAACUUUGAGGAAAAUCAACCUCUUUGUAGCUGCGAUCACCGUUUCGGUUUUUUACCUGACUUUGCGCGCCUCUAGUAUCGUCAGCGCUGUGUCCGUUGCCGCGGCAGCUGUUAUAUCCAAUCUGCCUUUAUUCAUGGAAGAAAGUACAUAUUUCUCCGCAGAGAUCCCACAACUUUUGUUUUUGACGUGUGGAAUUUUGAGCUGGAAUAUAUUCAAACGCUCGAAACUAAGCAGCAAACAAUGGUAUUUCACUUUAUCACUAUUGGCAGGGUCCAUUUCUGGUUGCAUCGGAACAAAGUUUUUGGGACUCGUCACCUGGGCUUGGUUCCUACUGCUUCUUUUCAAAAGGGUCUGGGAAACAAUCGGGGAUGCCAAUGUUAAAACCGUGCAAGUUGUCAAAACUACUUCUUCGGGACUCACAACAAUGAUCUUGCUGCCACUGACGACUUUUGUCUUGUCCUACUUUGUAUUUCUUUCGAACUCCAGAGGGUCAUCUCUUGAUCAUUCCAGUAUGGUGUCGCCUUAUUUUGAAAACUGGUUUUUGCCACAGCCAAUGCCGCAACCCGAUGUUGUUUACUAUGGAAGUAACAUACUUAUCAGGCAUGCACAAUCGAUAGGUGGCUACUUACAUUCUCAUAACUACACUUAUCCCGGUGGGUCCGGUGAUCAACAAGUAUCACUUUUCCUAAACUCGAAUGACGGAGAUAAUGAAUGGGUUGUGGAGCCGUACUCAGAAGAUCUGGAUUAUAAGGGUCGUCUAGAACCUGUGAGGAAUGGCGCCUUAAUAAGAUUAAGACAUAAAAACACGGGCAAACUUCUGCGAGCGUCAUCGGCAAAACCACCUAUUAGUGAACAAGAUUACGACAGCGAAGUGUCCUGCACAGGUGAUUCAGAGUACAGGGGAGACGCCGACGAGUCCUGGAGAAUUAGAUUCGAGCGAGGAAAGCCUGCGCAUCAUGAUCUUCUAUGCCCUUACACCAUCUUAUUCAGCUUGGAAAAUAAGGGCCACAACUGCAAGCUUUUGAGUCAUGACUUGAGGUUGCCAGAGUGGGGGUUUGGACAACAAGAGGUGCUUUGCGUUGAUCCGGCAGAUAUGGGACGAUCACUUUUUUUCGUGGAUAGAUCCAACUUGUACAAGGAACGCGGAGCGUACCUAGCAAGACCAACAGAUUGGAUCGGAACAAAGUUGUGGAAGAUCACAAGGGAGUACGUUCAACUGCAGUACAAGUAUGACUAUUAUUUGAAAAACAACGACCAGAUCAACGACAUCAAGAUGGAUAGUUGGUUGUCGUCGUCAGGAGACGACGUAAGCUCGAAGCUCAUGUGGUUUACGCCUCUUGCGUGCUUGGUCAUUUAUUUGAUCGUUGAGACAAGCAGAUGGUUGCGCUGGAACCCUUGGGCUGCUCCAGUCACCGAGUUGAACCCAGCCAAAUUUCUGUACUUGGACAAUUGUUGCGAGCUUGCGAUCGGAUGGUUCAUGCAUUAUUAUAUUUUUACCUGGUGUCAACACGAGAACCUCGGCCUCGCUCAAUACCUUCCAAGCUACCUGCUCAGCCUUGUUCUUGCUGCCACCACGGCCAAUUUUUUCUGGCAAUAUAGCCUUACAAGCCGAGUUGUGCUCAUAGUAUAUGCUGCGUCAGUGAUCACCGCCACAUACUUGCUAGUCUAA